Molecule: messenger RNA, 453 nt
Organism: Symsagittifera roscoffensis
Lineage: Eukaryota; Metazoa; Xenacoelomorpha; Acoela; Convolutidae
Exons: 2
Coding region: 1-453 (150 amino acids)
Source: RefSeq, a predicted model, not a curated record
AUGGGAUCAUUCUGUACAUUCUCAGGAUACCUCGGAGGCGGUGGCAUAGGAUCUGCACUAGGUGGAAUGGGAGGAAUAGGUAAAGCGCUUGGUGGUAUGGGUGGACUUGGAUCAGCUCUUGGCGGGAUGUUGAAGUCGUCUCCAAUAUCAGGCAAAAAAAAAGACGGACCUGCUCAAUCAAUGAUGCCUACGAGUGGUGCUCUAUCAAAUUUGGGAGCAGUCAAAGGUAUCGGCUCAAAAGUGAAAGGACUGUCGGCUACUGUAGCCGGAAUUUCAGCUGGAAUCACUGGUAUUUCAAACGUUGACAACAACCUUGAGAAAAUUGGCGAAGUCUUAGACCAAGAAAGGCUUGGCGUUACAGAAGAAGUCGUUGAAGAUGAUGGAGCAGAAGGAGACGACGGUGAGUCACCAGGUGGUCAAGGUGCAGGUGGCAGCCAAGAGACUUGUGAGUGA